This is a messenger RNA of Charadrius vociferus (killdeer), 1269 nucleotides long. Its product is annotated as opioid-binding protein/cell adhesion molecule homolog. Lineage: Eukaryota; Metazoa; Chordata; Aves; Charadriiformes; Charadriidae. The coding region runs from base 1 to 1269 and encodes 422 amino acids. The transcript has 10 exons. Gene Ontology annotation, cellular component: neuron projection. The record is from RefSeq and is a predicted model, not a curated record.
AUGUACCAUCCUGCCUGCUGGAUCGUCUUCACGGCCACAACUGCCCUGCUCUUCAUCCCAGGUAUCCCCACACGGGCUGGUGAGCGUGCGACCGCUCCGCCAAAGUUGGACAGGCACACAUCCAGGCAGGGGCAGCAAGCGUUACUGAGGUGUACCGUGGAUGACAGGGUCACGCGGGUAGCGUGGUUGAACCGCAGCACCAUCCUGUACGCCGGCAAUGACAAGUGGUCUAUAGACAACCGGGUGGUCAUCCUCUCCAACACCAAGACCCAGUACAGCAUCAAGAUACACAACGUGGACGUCUACGAUGAGGGGCCCUACACUUGCUCCGUGCAGACAGACAAUCACCCCAAGACUUCACGUGUCCAUCUCAUCGUGCAAGUCCCCCCCCAGAUUGUGAACAUCUCGUCGGACAUUACGGUGAACGAGGGAAGCAGCGUGACCCUCAUGUGCCUGGCCUUCGGGAGGCCGGAGCCCACCGUCACGUGGCGGCACCUCUCCGGGAAAGGACAGGGCUUCGUGAGCGAGGAUGAGUACCUGGAGAUCACGGGCAUCACGCGGGAGCAGUCUGGAGAGUACGAGUGCAGCGCCGUCAAUGAUGUGGCCGUGCCGGACGUGCGGAAAGUCAAAGUCACCGUGAACUACCCGCCGUACAUCUCGAACGCCAAGAACACGGGUGCCUCAGUGGGCCAGAAGGGCAUCCUGCAGUGCGAGGCCUCGGCCGUCCCCGUGGCAGAGUUUCAGUGGUUCAAGGAGGACACCAGGUUAGCGAACGGGCUGGAGGGUGUGCGGAUCGAGAGCAAGGGCCGCCUGUCGACGCUGACCUUCUUCAACGUCUCGGAGAAGGACUACGGCAACUACACGUGCGUGGCCACGAACAAGCUGGGCAACACCAACGCCAGCAUCAUCUUGUACGUGCACGUGCACAAGAUUGGAGCGGCGAGGUCCCAUGGAGAGGAUGUGUCCGAGGAUGAGAUCGACAUCGCCCCAAGCGGGCACGCACAGCCGGGUGGUGGUGGGCAGCAGGCACGGCGUUCGCGGGCUCACGGGUGUUUAGGGGAGCGCGGCAGAGCCGGCAAGUGUGCGGCCAUUUGGCUUUGCGGAGCCGAGGCCGUGGGCAGAGAAGAGGCUCCCGGCGAGCUGCAGGCGUCGCUGGAGCCAGGGCUGAGGAGGGGGCCCGCGCCAGGUGAGCACGCGCUUCGGUUGCACGGUGCAGGGUUUUCCUGGGUGUUGUGCUGGCAGGACUACCGGCAGUUGCAGGGCGGGUGA